This is a messenger RNA of Rhineura floridana, 3615 nucleotides long. RefSeq names its product SUV39H1 histone lysine methyltransferase (gene SUV39H1). Bases 1487 to 2782 code for a protein of 431 amino acids. Gene Ontology annotation, cellular component: nucleus. Gene Ontology annotation, molecular function: zinc ion binding; protein binding; histone H3K9 methyltransferase activity. NCBI's taxonomy places the organism in Eukaryota, Metazoa, Chordata, Lepidosauria, Squamata, Rhineuridae. The record is from RefSeq and is a predicted model, not a curated record. The transcript is spliced from 6 exons.
GGCGGGUUGGGAGGCAUUGGCUGGCGAGAGAAGCGGCGGUUAAUAGUCGGUUGUGGGGGGAGGGUCGCGAGGGCAAGAGCCAAUUAGCACCCACCGUAGCAUGCUUAGCGGCGCGAGCCGGAGGCUGCAGUCAGCGACCGUUACGGGGCGGAGAGGGGAGCGCGCGAGGCAACGAACGUGACUUGGUCGUGGGCCGCCUUGAGCUGAAAGCGGGAAAGAAAGGAGGGGUGGGGGGAAUAGGAGCCUGAACUCAGGGAAAUGUGAAUGGGUAUAACUUGCGAGGCAAAAGUGACUAUUCCCUCCCCAAUCAUAAAACGUUGACCCGCUUACAGUGACUGUACAACUGUGCCUCUGCCAGUUUCUCUUUCGUUAGCAAAAGAGCCUCCCUUUGCCCCCGUUUUGGUCUCCCCGUCGUUUAUGGCUACUUUUCUGCCAACAAUUCCUCUCCAUUUUCGUGCUUUUACCAUGUGUUUCUUCCGUCUCUAGAAAAGUCUUGUCACAUUUAAUGCCGCCUCAUUUCCAUUAGGAGAGCCAUUUGGUUUGGGGGCAAAUCCAACAUGACUGACGGGUGAUAUAGGCUUCCCUCACAGGAUAACCUUGCUCGGAGUCCUUGGGCUGUCAGACCCCUGGUUUUUUUUUGUGUUUUUUAGCCCGGGGGAGGCAACCCUCUCAUCUAUCUAAACUUUGUGUGUGGAAGUAUGGAGAUCUAGAAGCAAGUUGGGAAAGGGAGGCAGCUAUGGAAGCUAGUAGAAAUCCCUGUGCUAAGAGUGAGCAGCUCUGAUUUGAGUAAAAUUAUAAUGAAUGUGUAGUUUUGAAGGUGCACCACAAAUCUCAAUAUCUGUCUGGCAUGGAGCAGGAGACUGUGGCCUUGACACCACUUGGGGAGACUUCAGAAAGCUUGUGUGAGCCAGAAGCCAGAGAAAAGUCAAUAAUUACUGUAGCUUUCUUAAUAACUGCAGCAAUGAUUACAUUUAUAUAUCCCUAUGUUGUUGGUGGAAAAAUAAAACCCACUUAGAUUAAAAGCACCCACGUACGAGGAAACAUUUGUUUCCUAAGCAGGCCUUCCUCAUAAACUAAUGUUCAGCCACAAUUCUCAUUUGGCAAUUCCAGUAAUUUGUUUCUGCAAAAUUGAACAUGUGUUCCUAGUAUAGCGCACUCUUAAGUUUUUUUUUUUACUCGCUGUGGGCUAAUUUGUUUAAAAUAGUGAAGAUUGGGGGAAUCUCUCAGCAUAAAGAGAGAUGAAAUGGAAUGAUCUUCAUGUUGCUUCCACUUCAGUAUGCUUAUGUUAACCUUGCCUUUGUAGUAGAUCUAAUAAAAGUUUAUAAUAAUCUCCACCCACCAAUUAGCUCUUUGAAAUGCAACUGUGACUGUCCUUGCAAUCUAUUUUUGUUGCAUCAUAUUUUAAAUCCACCUUGAUCCCAAAUGCUUGAGUCUGGUGACUGUAUGUUAGUCACAAAACUUCUGAUCUUUCACCCACUUGCACCUGAUGCUAAUCUUCCAUCUAACACUGUCAGCGACUGAAGGCUUAAAUAGAAUAUGCAUCCUGCAGGUGCAAGCCUGCACUAUUUGUUGCAAGUCAACUUGGUCCCACCUCCAGGAUCUAUGCCGUUUGGAAAAGGUGUGCUGCUCCACCUUGGGUAUUACCAGAAAAAACCUCUGUGAUUUUGAAGUGGAGUAUCUAUGUGACUACAAGAAAGCCCGGGAUGAGGAAUACUACCUGGUGAAGUGGCGGGGCUACCCUGAGUCAGAGAACACUUGGGAACCCAGAAAGAAUCUGCGCUGUAUCAGUAUACUCAAACAGUUCCACUGGGACCUAGAGCAGGCAUUGAUCCGGCGAGGAGGCAAGCUCAGAAAGAAUAUGCGCUUGCUUGACCAAGGCAUCUCCAACUACCUGGUGCAGAAGGCCAAACAACGGCGGGCUUUGCGGUAUUGGGAAUAUGAGCUGAAUGCCAAGCGCAACCACAAGGGACGCAUUGUGGUAGAGAAUGAGGUGGACCUGGAUGGGCCUCCCCGGGACUUUGUCUACAUUAAUGAGUACAAGGUUGGGGAGGGCAUCACUCUCAACCAGGUGGCUGUGGGCUGUGAGUGCUUGGACUGUCUGUCAGAAGCAGCAGGGGGUUGUUGCCCUGGUGCCUCACACCAUAAAUUUGCCUAUAAUGAGUUGGGCCAGGUGAAGAUCAAGGCUGGCAUGCCCAUCUAUGAGUGCAAUUCUCGCUGCAGCUGUGGGAUUGACUGCCCCAACCGUGUGGUGCAGAAAGGCAUUCGUUACGACCUUUGCAUUUUCCGGACUGAUAAUGGACGUGGCUGGGGUGUGCGCACACUGGAGAAGAUCCGCAAGAACAGCUUUGUCAUGGAAUAUGUAGGAGAGAUAAUUACAUCAGAGGAAGCUGAACGGCGGGGUCAGAUCUACGAUAGACAGGGUGCCACUUACCUGUUUGACCUUGACUAUGUAGAAGAUGUAUACACGGUGGAUGCUGCAUACUACGGCAAUAUUUCACAUUUUGUCAACCACAGUUGUAAUCCCAACCUACAGGUGUACAACAUCUUCAUUGAAAAUUUGGAUGAGCGGCUGCCACGCAUUGCCUUCUUUGCUACUCGACCUAUCCGUGCUGGUGAGGAACUCACCUUUGACUACAAUAUGCAAGUGGACCCAGUAAAUGCAGAAAGCACAAGGAUGGACUCUAAUUUUGGCCUAGUAGGAGGCCUGGCUGGCUCUCCAAAGAAGCGGAUGCGCAUCGAGUGUAAAUGUGGCACAGAAUCUUGUCGGAAAUACCUCUUCUAGUCUCUUGCCAGUUUUGCUUGGAAGAUGGCUUCCAGUCCCAGUUUAACUAGACAAGGACAAGCUGGCAGUUGCUGAAAGACUGAAAACAGGGGGUAAGAGUCAGGAACUUACCUGCUUGAAAAACAAAUUACCAGGACUAUGAACUGCAAAGAGGGCAAUAACUGACAUUUCUUAUGCUAUCCAGCCUUGCUUGGCUGCUUCUUCCUGCCGAUUGGAAUAUUCUUACAGCAGCUGACUGUUCAGUAGGCAGAUUGGUUUGACUCGUCAAGCUAGCUGCUGAGGUGCUGGUUGGAAAAACACCAUAGAACUCUCAUCAUAAAUCUGGAUCUCUUAUCAGAACUUACAGAUUCUUACUAUUUUAAAGGUUUGAUGCAAAUGCAACAAGGCAGAGAACACUGGCUAAUUUCUUCAGUGUGGUUUUCUAAGGGAUACAAGUCUUGGUUUUAAAGAAGCGCUUCCUAGCUGCCUUUAUGGAUAGGUGGGCAAACACAGCCGUUUUUUAAAUGGAUUUACCUGCGCACAGACUGUGUAUUACCUCAGUGUGCCACAUGACUGCUGUCCUCUUCUAUACAUCCAUGGAAUUUCCAGUGAGGAUGGGAGAGAGGCCCAUAUAAUUUGUACUUGAAGUCGCACUUAAUAUCCAUCGUAGCCCUAUGCAAACUGGAAAGCCACAGUGUUGCCUCUUUUAACUAAUGCAUUUAUUUUUAAGAGGAUGUUUUUAAAUAUAUAUAUAUAUUGGAAGUGGGUUGGGGCAAAAAAUCUAGCUUCUACAAACAAAUGUAUUUUGGAAGCUGUGAUGAAGCUUUUGAAUUAUGACUCAUGAAGUGAAUUAA